GAUAAGCACAGCUGACGUCGGGUGAGUAUAUCGAGACAGCUAUUACAAUGCAGCAGAGGCAGAGAGCUCUGGCGGAAUACUUCAAGGGCACGUGGAACUACACACGGGUUAUCACCAGCACAAAGUCCACGACAGAGGUCUUUGGAAAUGGGUCUGGUAUUGCCUCGUGGCGAGAAAUGAGUAACCUCCCAAGUGGCAUUCAGCAAACCGGCGUUGCAGAAGCUAAG
Sphaeroforma arctica JP610 is the source of this 227-nucleotide messenger RNA. RefSeq lists its product as hypothetical. Lineage: Eukaryota; Ichthyosporea; Ichthyophonida. The transcript has 2 exons. The annotation marks the transcript as partial. The record is from RefSeq and is a predicted model, not a curated record.